AUGGUGCAGUCUGGCGUGGGUUCCAUUCCCUACGGCGGACCAAACCCACGGCGGACCAAACCCAAACCCACGGCGGACCAAACCCAAACCCAGGGCGGACCAAACCCACGGCGGACCAAACCCAAACCCAGGGCGGACCAAACCCACGGCGGACCAAACCCACGGCGGACCAAACCCAUGGCGGACCAAACCCAAACCCACGGCGGACCAAACCCACGGCGGACCAAACCCAAACCCACGGCGGACCAAACCCAGGGCGGACCAAACCCAGGGCGGACCAAACCCACGGCGGACCAAACCCACGGCGGACCAAACCCAAACCCACAGCGGACCAAACCCAGGGCGGACCAAACCCACGAUGGACCAAACCCAGGGCGGACCAAACCCACGGCGGACCAAACCCAAACCCAGGGCGGACCAAACCCACGGCGGACCAAACCCACGGCGGACCAAACCCAUGGCGGACCAAACCCAAACCCACGGCGGACCAAACCCACGGCGGACCAAACCCAAACCCACGGCGGACCAAACCCAGGGCGGACCAAACCCAGGGCGGACCAAACCCACGGCGGACCAAACCCACGGCGGACCAAACCCAAACCCACAGCGGACCAAACCCAGGGCGGACCAAACCCACGAUGGACCAAACCCAGGGCGGACCAAACCCACGGCGGACCAAACCCACGGCAGACCAAACCCAAACCCACGGCGGACCAAACCCACGGUGGACCA
This is a messenger RNA of Oncorhynchus masou masou (cherry salmon), 732 nucleotides long. RefSeq lists its product as uncharacterized. Lineage: Eukaryota; Metazoa; Chordata; Actinopteri; Salmoniformes; Salmonidae. The annotation marks the transcript as partial. The transcript has a single exon. The record is from RefSeq and is a predicted model, not a curated record.